CAGUAAUCCGUUCCGUUCCGUCUGUCUCUUUGUUGUGUUGUUGAUUAAAAAUACAAAACAAUCUAAAAAAUGGAAGAAGCCGUUUCUGUCAAGCAUGAGGGCAAAAACCUUGAUAUAAAGCAAGAAAAACAAGAAAAUUUGGAGACUUAUAAGCUCGAAUAUGAUUCGGGAAGUCAGGAUAGCAGCAAAAGUGGAAGCGGGGGCUAUCAACGAUGGGCGCCCAAUUUAAAUGGUGUAAGAAAAAGCGCAUUUACGCCGUACAAAUCUGUGCAGUGUACUGCAUUAACCAAUUUACAGAGAGGUAAUACGCAGGCGCGAGUCCCGGAGUUGCCCCAGCCAGAUUGUAGCUUACACGCUAAGGCAGGUCGCGGAGAAAUAACUCGUGACGACGUGAAACUGGAGCAGUAUGUUGACAUCACUGAUGAGCAUGGACUUACUGCCCUGCACUGGGCAGCCAGCUAUGGUCAGUUAAACAGCUGCCAGGAUUUGGUGUGGUGUGGUGCCAAUGUGAACAUGCGGGGCCCGGAGGGGGAAACGGCACUACACCUGGCAGCUGCGGGGGGACACCAUGAGGUUGUGAAGUUUCUACUUAAUGAAGGAGCUGAUGCUGAUAUACAGGAUGAUUCUGGUAGCACAGCACUGAUGUAUGCAGCAGCGGCUGACUUUCCUUACACUUGCAACGAGCUUCUUAUUCGAGGAGCUGAUCUCACUCUUACCAAUGAUUAUGACCAAGAUGCUUACACACUGACCACUACCAAUAACUGCAAACUGGCACAAACUGUGAUAGAGAAUUUUUUGAUUGGUUGCCUCAGCAAAAUGUAAACAUAAUAUACUAUUACUUAUACAAUUUCUGCUCAUCUUAUGUUGCUCUGGACAACCAAGACAGCAGAUUCAUUUGCCUCCAGGAGUUAAAUGAAAAUACAGGG
Messenger RNA from Spodoptera exigua (beet armyworm), 926 nucleotides. NCBI's taxonomy places the organism in Eukaryota, Metazoa, Arthropoda, Insecta, Lepidoptera, Noctuidae. The record is from the annotation of a GenBank genome assembly.